Nomascus leucogenys (northern white-cheeked gibbon) is the source of this 8732-nucleotide messenger RNA. RefSeq names its product calneuron 1 (gene CALN1). Lineage: Eukaryota; Metazoa; Chordata; Mammalia; Primates; Hylobatidae. Gene Ontology annotation, molecular function: calcium ion binding. Bases 1052 to 1711 code for a protein of 219 amino acids. The transcript is spliced from 6 exons. The record is from RefSeq and is a predicted model, not a curated record.
UGCCCCGCGGCAGCCGUGCCUCCUUGGAUGUCUCCAGGGGCGGUCACGCAGAAUGCUGGUCCCCUCGGCCCCUCCACCUCGGCGCCCCGCCUUCCCCUUGGGCUCAGGUGUAAUCGUGGAUCUAGGGUGUGGGCACCUGGGAUGAAGUAGUGAAGGCGGCGGGCGCUAGGGUGAGUUGUCCUGUGCUGAGAAGCAGCAGUUUGCCGGAGUUAACGUGGGCAGCCUCUUUGGGAAGGAAGGAGCACCGUCUGCCAAGCGCCUGCUCGCCCCGCGCGUGUCUGUCUGUGUGUGCCGUGCAUGUGCAUGCGUGUGUGUGUGUGUGUGUGCGCGCGAGUGUGAGUGCGCGCGCGCCUAGGCGUUCCUCAGGUUGCGCUGCCUGGAAACCGAGGGAGCCAUUGGAGAGGCGGAGGUUGGGGGUGGGGGCUCCCCGACCCUCGGAGGAGCCGGGGCGCAGGCGGCCGAGGCGAGCCCAGAAGCCCGGCUCCUGAACGCGGGCGCCGGCAGAGCGAGGACCGUGGUGCUGGCGGCCGCAAGGCCCCGGGGGAUCCGCUGGGGAGGAGCUAGGGAGGAGGCCGGAGCUGCAUGGAGUUUCUAGGGCGCGCAACUCCGGCGGGGCCUCGGCCACUGGGCUCCGGGGCGCAGCGAGGCAGCCGCGCACAUGGGCUGAACCCGCGCGGCCAGCGGGAGCGGGAGGGGUAGAGGAGCGCGCGGUGCAGGGGGUGCGGGGCACACGUCUCCAGACGGGAGCAGAGGACAAGGACAGGGAGGCACGCGCCUAGAUCGCGCUCCGAGUCGACGAGGGGGCUCGUGCAGGUCCCGGCGCGCGCGUGGGGAGCGGCCCGGGGGCGCCGAGGGAGCCGGCGGCAGCGAGGAUGCCGGCACGGGGACGCGGCUGCCGGCUGGGGGUGUGAGCGAGAGGCUGAGCGCUGCCCGCUCGGCGCCUCCAUUCCGCACCGCCCCCUCCCUGCGGGCCUCGGAGGAAGCCCCCCGCGCGGUGCGGAGGCGCCUCGGCUGCCGGGCUGCGGAGCCCCGGCCCAGCGAGAGGGAAAAGAUGCCGUUCCACCAUGUGACCGCCGGCUUGUUGUACAAGGGGAAUUACCUCAACCGAUCGCUCUCUGCUGGCAGUGACAGCGAACAGCUGGCUAACAUCUCCGUGGAGGAGCUCGAUGAAAUCCGAGAGGCCUUUCGGGUUCUGGACCGGGAUGGGAACGGCUUCAUCUCCAAGCAGGAGCUGGGCAUGGCCAUGCGCUCUUUGGGGUACAUGCCAAGCGAGGUGGAGCUGGCCAUCAUCAUGCAGCGCUUGGACAUGGACGGGGAUGGCCAGGUGGAUUUUGAUGAAUUCAUGACAAUUCUUGGCCCCAAACUGGUGUCUUCAGAAGGUCGUGAUGGUUUUCUUGGAAACACGAUAGACAGCAUAUUCUGGCAGUUUGACAUGCAAAGAAUAACUCUGGAAGAGUUGAAGCACAUUCUCUAUCAUGCCUUCCGAGACCACCUAACGAUGAAGGACAUUGAGAACAUCAUUAUCAAUGAGGAAGAAAGCCUGAACGAGACCUCGGGGAACUGCCAAACAGAGUUCGAAGGAGUGCAUUCCCAGAAGCAGAACAGACAGACCUGCGUCCGGAAGAGCCUCAUAUGCGCCUUUGCUAUGGCCUUCAUCAUCAGUGUCAUGCUGAUUGCAGCCAACCAGAUACUCCGGAGCGGCAUGGAGUAGCAGCCUCCCGCCAGCCACACUGUGUUGCAGCUCACCGCGCAUGUGCAUGCCGUGCAGGCAGACUCUUCCUCCACACAGCAGACAUGGACCUAUGGACUAUGGAUGGAUGCGGACAAUGGAACCAUUCAGUAAAGAACCCAAGGUUGAGUGCAACUGGGGUUGCACUUCAGCUUCAUCUCCUUGGCAGGGACACUAAAGGGCUGUCUUCAGUGCUUUAAUGGUUUUGUUUUCUAAUGCAAUAAAUAGCCAGGAUUUCCGAAUUAUUGCUUCAACCAUCAGUCAUAACUCUAGAGAAAAACUUCAUCUUCAUCUCGGAAUUCCAGCGGCCAUCCAGGUAUAAUGGUGAGAGCAAGAGAGAGGCAUGAACACACAGUCACCUCCACUCCCCAUUCUUUCAACCCAAGGGUCAACAGGAGACUCUCUGCUGAGGUCAACCCUCAGUUCCAAGAGGCUGACUUCAGGGUUGCCACAGAAGAGGGGGCUUUCCAUCCCACCCUGGCUUCCUUCCUCCACCCAGUGGAGACCCCCCCAAGGCAUGAGGGGAAAGCCAUUAAGUGGGGUGCAGCCCCUGGUGGUCUUCAGCUGCACCCCUCACCGCUUCCGUUCUUACUGCCUUUUCUAGAGGACUGCCAUUGGUAGAGCUGGGGUGCUCUCAGUUUCCGUCGGCACUUGGCUUUCUGUUCCUAGAGCCCAUCCCGCACCAGCAUUUUGGAACCUGCAGAGAGCCUUUCUCCCAGCUUUGCCACCUGUGCUGCCAUUAGAGAAAAAAAGAAGCAUAAUCGUGGGCAUCUCUAUAACAUAGACAGAUAUAUAUAUUUGGCUUCUUCGUGUGUGAUGUCAUUCUUCCCUAAUCGCUUACACCUAAUAUAAGCUUGUCCUCCCUCCCACACUCAUCCCUGCUUCUUUGGGGCAGGGGUGAGGCAGGUUGAGGGGGGAGGGGACUGAGACUGGCGGUGAGGUUUUGACACCCACACCCAGCCAUCUGGAGUCAUGGAGACCCACCACGUCUCUAUGCCGGAUGACCUUUGUAAGUUAAGGUCCUUGUGCAUCUUACCUUUCCCUUACCUUGGAGUUUGCUGUUAGUCUUCCCCAGAUAAAAAGAGAAAUGCAAUCCAAAAUGGAAAGAUGGAGAGAUCAAAUGACUGUAUUUUACAUAAGAUCUUCUGGCCUUCAGAUUCUGCAACUGACUCAUUUUCAGGAGGUAGGGGGAAAAGAUGUUUAUGAGUUUAGCCAACAGAACAGGUAAUUUACUCCUGCCUGCAGAAUACUUUCGUUGGGGAAGGGAAUUGAAUCCAAGGAUCUGUUUUCAACACCAUUCCAAGUCUGUAAUUUCCUGACUUUUCCUAGAUGUCAGCCACUACUAUGAAUUCAAGCUUGUGUAGUCAGAUUAGCCAGUAAUCUCUAGAUGUAAUAGUUCCCUUUGUACUUUUCCAAGCUCAGGUCUUUAUUUUGUAAUGGAAUUACCUUGCUCCUACUUCUUUUGAUUACAUCCUAAAACUACAUGCUUCCCCCCUUUCUUCUAGUAGCGAGCCACCAGAAGCUUUCUUGUCUCAAUGCAGUGGGUAGGUUUUUUUGGUGCGUUGUGUGUGCCUGAUCUCCCUCCCUGUCUUCCCGCUCAGCUAUCUCCCUACUGCCUUCUCAGACUUGGAGCACCCAAGGUCUCCGAUGAGAGUUUUCUCAUUCACCUCUGCAAGUGCUACUGGCAACAGCCUGGGGGCAGCUGUAGACACUUUCCCUCGGUGGGAGAGUGUGAAUAUUCUGAUGAGCACAAGUAAAACUAAGGUUUCAGCCAUAAUAUGGAGGAGGGAGCAGAUGUAAGCUCCCAAGAGCCUGGGGGAUCGCAGGUCCCUCUCAAAACUUCCUGGAGUUCAGCCCAGCAAGGCCAGACCAAGGAGGCAGCAACCUGCCUUUCCCCCUUACCUGCCUUGCUGCCUGCACACUGCAUGCCUGCCCCUUCUGCCGCUCCCGUUGGCUGACUCACCACUGUCCCCUUAGGAUUGGAAUUCUCAACUAGAACAGGUCCAAAUGCAGAAUAUAAACACAUCGAACAACUUCAUCCUUAAUCUCUGCCCGGGGCAGUUUGCCCUCUCCCAACUGGACUUGGAUGGUAGGGCAUAGCAGAUUUUGAAGAGAUAUGCUUUCCUGUCUUUCUCUGACCCCCGAACCACCAAACCACAUCCAUAGGUGUGCAGGACCCUAAGUAGACUGGGUAGAAACCCCAGGGAUGAUUCUUCAAAGCCCCCUCCCCCAUGAGAGGGGACUGAAAUGCUGCAGCUGAGGCUGGUCUUCAGGGCAGAAAAUGAGUACUUCUUUGAAGGCGGCUUUUCUGCGAGUUCUUCUGCCUCCUGCUGGAGAACAGAGACCCUUCAAGAGGUGAGGGUUCGAUUUCAUUGGCAGAGAGAUUAGCCACUGUGCAGGAAUAGGGAGGAAAAGGAGUUCUGGAGAGGCACCAUCAUUCUGUUUUCCACAAAGGCUGUAGGAUUCCUUUCUUGAUGGUGACCUUCUUGCUCCCAGUGACCUGGAAGCAAGCCCACCCUCCCCAGGGGAAAAUCUAGGAGAAUGCAUUCCUCUGCAGACUGCUAGAGAGAGAUGGCAAGAAGGAAGACCCAGAAUUCUUUCUGACAGCCUAGGAGUUAACUUCCCACUGUGGUAACCCCCAACGAGGCACCCAGGGACUGAAGGGCACAGUGUGUGGAGAUGGCCCUGAGCUAGCGGCAUUCCUUAGACUUCCAGAGCUCAGAAUUUGUCCCGGUGACUUGCACCCUGGCUGCUUUGCUUGGACAGUUUGUCUUGGGCAUAGGGAAGGCUUCCUUGUCAGGCAGCCAACUCCCAGCCCUGUUCACACAAAUUUUGUGCCAGGGCCCCAUGCCAGUCAGUGUCCCCAUCAUGAUGGCUAUGAAGCUCAUGGCUGAAGGUUCCAGAAGGUCCUGGUCUCCCAUGCCCAAGGGAUGCCAUGUAGCCCCAGCUGGAGGUGACAUCCGCAGGAAUUGAGAGGGAAGAGCCCACCCCUCACUCUGUCCUCCAGACUUAGGAACCAGUGACCUUGGCUGCCCAACUGUGCAGAGGCUGAGUGAUUGACAAACACAGGUUGGCUCAUUCUUGCUGCAAGAGCAGGUACCCCCCGCCGCCCCCACCGGAAACACAAGUGAUGAGCAAGAAGGCAUUUUCCUUGGGAGAGAAGGGGAAAUGGACCCUGACCCCCUUGAUCCCCAAGGAAGCUGUGCCCCACCUUUCCAGAUACCCACAAAGCCCCGAGACAGAAUCUAGCAUUGGGACUAUUAGCAGUGGCUUCCAGAAUGUGCAUGGGUCCCACGUGACUGAUCCGACAAAAAAAAAAAAAAAGGGAUAUUACCAUGGCAACCCUUGCAUUCCACCCUGAGUUUGCCAAGGCACACAAAAAUAGGGAACAUUUUCUUAAAGAACACUCCAAUUCAGCCUGAGUGCAACCUGACUCUCUGCAUCUGUAUCCUGCCGGGAGAGGCAGUUACCCUUAAAGAAUCUGGGUGGUUUCUCUGCCUUUUUGUCUUGCAUUUGAACUUGUCCUUCUAUUUACUCAGGAGAACAGGAGCUACCUAUAAGCCCUGCUAUCUCCCCAUCCCUACUCCCAGCCCCUUCUCCCAGGGUCCAGAGCCAGGACCCCUUAAUCUAGGUAAAUAGGCAGAAAUAUCAUCUUGGAAGGCAAACAAGAUUUUAAGCCUCCAAUCUUUAAAAGUAUCAGUUUGCCUGUCGAACACACUCCCGCAAGCCAGACGUGUGAACUUUGGUGAACUGAGGUUUACAUGUGGUCUUAGGCAAACCCAGUGGUUUCAGAAAUGUCUGGGUGUUUUAUUUGCAGAGAACAAGAUGUGUCUUAUGAGUCUCCUUUCUCGAUACCUGCCCUGUCUCAAAUUUCACUUGACAAAUGGUCUACGAUCUUGCAGUUAUCCAAAAGAGCCUAUGAAAAAUGGACAGCUGCUUUUGACAAUAGUGCCCCUCCCAACAUCCCAUUCGUAGAAUCAUAAAGCGAUAUGUUUCAGAACUGAGAGAGAAAAGUUUACCUUUUAUUCCAAAUGCCUCCUACUCGGCUUAAGUCCAGACUCAGGUCACGAAUCAAAGACAGUUUUGCACGUUGCUCUUCACCUAAAUCUAGCAGUUUCCCUGAGGCCCUGUGAGGGCAUGGACAGAAAAUGCAGGAUGCAACCACCCAGGACAGCUCCCUGGUCUGGGCUGGCCUGGCCACGUGUGGUCACAUGUCCUGGGAUCCGUGUUUACUGUGUCCUUGCUCUCCUUCCUGGCAGAAGCUGCUAAGCUCUGCUCCUCCUAACUGCAGGUCUCAAACCCUACUGGGUCGUUUUGCAACACUAUUUCUCCAAAGGCCCAUAGUCAUUACAUUUUUCACCAUUUCACCAAGAUACAGGGAGGGUCUGGAAUUCCCCUGCUAGGAAGGGCCCCUUUUCCUAUAUCACCGUGAUGAUACAGGUGAACUGAGAUUAAACUUUUAGACUUCAGCACGUCGCACAUCCCGGUUGUAUAACCAGGAGGUCUGCAGAGCUGCAACUCCUGAAGAACAUCUGUCUUAAAAGACCUCAAAUCAGAACAUUCUUAUUGGCCUCUUCAGUGAUCCCCAUGGAGCUAAGAGUCUGUAACCUAAAGGCCUUACCAUAGCCAUCUUCCCUCCACAACCUGAUUGCUCAACUGCCCCAGAAGGGGAGAAUCUAUCUGAAAUAGGAAAGAAGCAUUAGGGACCAGGUGCGGUGGCUCACACCUAUAAUCCCAGCACUUUGGGAGGCCAAGGCAGGUGGAUCAUUUGAGAUCAGGAGUUCAAGACCAGCCUGGCCAACAUGGUGAAACCCCAUCUCUACUAAAAAAAAAUACAAAAAUUAGCUGAGCAUGGUGUUGGGCACCUGUAAUCCUAGCUACUGUGGAGGCUGAGGUGGGAGAAUCACUUGAACCCUGGAGGCAGAGGCUGCAGGGAGCUGAGAUCGUGCCACUGCACUCCAGCCUGGGCAACAGAGCAAAACUUCAUCUCAAAAAAUAAUUUUAAAAAAGAAGCAUUAUUCACCAGCUAAGACUUUUCAAUUUAAAUUAUUUAAAGUGACGGCAACAUAGAGGAGAAUUUGGGCUGCCUCUUACCGACCCGGUCUCCAUAAUAAUUUCAGUGUCACAACUGUUCAGCUUCACUUCAUACAGGGGACUGUCCUCAAUUUUUUGGCCCUGCCAUAAACAGAUGUAUGUUAGUCCGUUUUGCAUUGCUAUAAAGGAAUACCUUAACACUGGGUAAUUUAUAAAGAAAAGAGGUUUAUUUGGCUCGAAGUUCUGCAGGCUGUUUGAGCAAGGUAUCAACAUCUGCUUGGCUUCUGGUGAGACCUCAGAAAGCUUUGACUCAUGGUGGAAGGUGAAGGGGGAGCAGGCACGUCACACAGCAAGAACAGGAGCAAGAGAGAGGAGAAGAGGUGCCAGUCUCCUUUUCUUAACAACCAGCAAUUGCAUGAACUAAUAAAGUAAGAAUUCGCUCAUUACUACAGGGAGGGCACCAAGUCAUUCAUGAGGAAUCUGUCCCUAUGACCCAAAUAUCUCCCAGCAGGCCCCACCUCCAACAUUGGAGAUCAACAUGAAAUUUGGAGGAAACAAAUAUCCAACCUCUGUGAUUGGUUUGGAGGAAUGAGAUCAAUUACACCAACAAGCCAAGCAUUCCUCUUAGUAUCCUAUGGUCAUUGCUAAUGCAUAUGGUCAUUUUGACAGCUGUGGUUUCUCCUUCAUAUUCAUUUGGGACUCUUCAUAGGGUCUCAAGAGACAUGACAAUACUGUUGAAAAUGUCUCCAAGGCAAAAUUAAUUUUAUUCUGUUGACUGGAAAUAUAUCACAAAGAAUGAGGUUUUUUCCAGUCCCACCCACAAGACAGUCCUCUGAAAGUGGAAAAGCUUGCCUGGCCACCUGCCCCUACCCUGACCUUAGGGUAGUUCAUCAGUUGAGCACACCCCCCGUGCCGGGCAUAGACUCACCCAUCUCUUUUCCUCAGGUGUGAUGGGUUGGCUUUCAAACUAGUUUCUCGCACUGUUAGAAGUUAUUGUGCAAGUGGAAAGGAUGCAGAGGCUGGAAUUUUCCAGUGGGAUAGAAGAGCAGGCUAAUUAGGAAGGAAUAUUCCAGGGAAUGCAAGGUGCAACUGUGAUAUUGCUCCAUCCCUGGACCUGAGGGAGACAAAGUUCUUAAAGGGCUGCAGAUGCUGUCCUCUGAAGGUCUUCUCCGGAUCGCUGGCCUACUUUGGAAACAUGCAGGGCAUUGUCAUGGGGCUGCCCAUCAGUCUGAUCCACACGAAAGGCUCUGUGAAUUUCAAGAGCAGGCUGGUAGCUCGCCAUUCCUGGAAGGAUGCUGACAUCUGUCAAGCCCAGAAUGCCUCUCUCAGGGCGCUCAGACCUGUUAAACUGAGGCCAGGAGGGCAGAAGAAAGAACUCAAAGUGUGGUCGGUACUACCAGUUGGAGAAAGCCCAGGAGCUAGGACUCUUCCACCCACUAUCUAGGUUAUGUUGAGUGACAUUCCUCCCUGGCUUCAGGUUUCUCUAAAGCCAGAGGGAAAGUAAACCAGACAAGCCCUCCCAUCUGUUUUGUCUGAACCAAGAUGGAGUGAAUGCUCCCUACUGAGAGGGUCUGGAUUUCACCCAUGAAUUGCACUAGGAACUGGGAGCUCCUUUUUGAACAUAAGUCCCAAGAGGCAGUUGUGAUAAAGUCUCUCUUUUGGUGUCCGCUGUCUGUAAAUGAAACAAUGCAAAUUGGUGUAUGUCAAAUGUGUCACAGCUUGCAGGCAAGAGGUUUUGUUUAUUCCCUAAGGACUUGCUGACUCGAGGGAACAUCAAAGAUGAGCUUUCUGUCUUUGUCUUGGCAAGUGUAAAAAUAAAGGGAGUCAGUCACCUCCCCAAAAGUCACGUGAAUCAGAAUUCAGAAGAAAGUUGGAGGAAACAGUGGCAGAUUCCAAGAAGAGAUGCUUAUUUCUCCAUUUGAGAAAGCCUUACUGAAAGCUACUGAAUAAAGAGCACAAUUUCUAGUUA